CCCGCCGCCGCUUCAAAACAAACCGUCACCAAAAUGGUGCAGAGGUGAAGGAGGGAGCGGGAGGAAGGGGAAGAAGCGCCGCCUCGGCCCGGGCGCCGCGGGGGCAGUUCGGCUGCUCCGUUUCUCCGCCUGCUCCUCCAUCCCGCUCUGCCGCUGAAGUCUAUAAUGCUGAAAUUAUAGCAUCACCGUCGUUUCCACGGCAACGCUCAGGGAUGUAUUAAAAAAAAAGAGGGGGGAAAAAAAAGGAGGAGGACCAAAACCCCUCCGAGGAUUAUGGCUUCACAGAGGGAUCAGGCGGGAGGGGAAUCUGGGUCACGGCUGGAGCAGGCUUUUCUUCCCGCGCAUCUUCGAGAUUUACAGACUUUCCCACCAGUAGGGACGAGCAGCCUGCCGGAGCCGGGCGGCCCGUUUGCUCCGUCUGCGAGCGGAUGCUGACGGCUCGACCCCGCUGGACUCGGCCGCGCCGCAGGGUACCAUGAACUGAGGAAGCGGCGCCCCACGCGGCUUUUUUUUUUUGCAUUUUGGGUUUUUUUUCCUAUUUUUAAUUUUAAAAAGAAAAAAAAAGGAGAAAAAGCGACCUUUAAUGAAAGCGUUUUAAAAAAACGGGAUUACUUCCCCCCCCUCCCCUGCACCACAGUCGCCCCCCCGCCGCCGCGCGGCGAGGAUUUCGGCGAAGAUGGGGAGGAAAAAGAUCCAGAUCCAGCGGAUCACGGACGAGCGCAACCGGCAGGUGACCUUCACCAAGCGGAAGUUCGGCCUGAUGAAGAAGGCGUACGAGCUGAGCGUGCUGUGCGACUGCGAGAUCGCCCUCAUCAUCUUCAACCACUCCAACAAGCUCUUCCAGUACGCCAGCACCGACAUGGACAAGGUGCUGCUCAAGUACACCGAGUACAACGAGCCCCACGAGAGCCGGACCAACGCGGACAUCAUCGAGACGUUAAGAAAGAAAGGUUUUAACGGCUGCGACAGCCCGGAGCCCGACGGCGAGGACUCGAUAGACCAGAGCCCCUUGAUGGAGGACAAAUACCGCAAAGGCAGCGAGGACUUGGACAUACUGUUCAAGCGAUACGGUUCCGCAGUGCCGGCGCCCAACUUCGCCAUGCCGGUGACGGUGCCCGUGAGCAGCCAGAGCUCGCUGCAGUUCAGCAACCCCGGCAGCUCCCUGGUGACCCAGUCGCUGGUGACCUCCUCGCUGACGGACCCCCGGCUCCUGUCGCCGCAGCAGCCCGCGCUGCAGAGGAACGCCGUCUCGCCGGGGCUGCCGCAGAGGCCGGCCAGCGCAGGGGCGAUGCUCGGCGGGGACCUGAACACCACGAACGGAGCCUGCCCGAGCCCCGUGGGGAACGGCUACGUGAGCGCCCGGGCUUCUCCGGGGCUGCUGCCCGUGUCCAACGGCAACAGCCUGGGCAAGAUCAUCCCGGCGAAGUCGCCGCCGCCGCCGCCAGCCUCCCAGCUGGCCCCCGGCAGCCGCAAGCCGGACUUGCGCGUCAUCACCUCGCAGAGCGGCAAGGGGCUCAUGCACCACCUGGCGGAGGAUCACCUGGCUCUGCAGAACACGCAGCGGUUAGGCGUCUCCCAGGCGACCCACUCGCUGACCACGCCGGUUGUUUCUGUGGCUACUCCCAGUUUGCUGAGCCAGGGGCUGCCGUUCUCUGCCAUGCCCACAGCGUACAACACAGAUUAUCAACUGACAAGUGCAGAGUUGUCCUCCCUGCCGGCGUUCAGCUCGCCCGGCGGGUUGUCCCUCGGCAACAUCUCUGCCUGGCAGCAGCAGCAGCAGCAGCAGCAACAACAGCAGCAGCAGCAGCAACAACAGCAGCAACAACAGCAGCAGCAACAGCAGCAACAGCAGCAGCAGCAGCAGCAGCAGCAUCUGGUUCCCGUAUCACUAGGCAACUUAAUACAAGGGAGCCACUUGUCCCACACCACCACCUUGACUGUCAACACCAACCCCAACAUCAGCAUCAAGUCGGAGCCCGUCUCGCCCAACCGGGACCGCAACACGGCCACGCCGCUCUCCGCCUUCCCCCCGCCGCCCCGGCACGAGCCCCCCGGCCGCUCGCCCGUCGACAGCCUCAGCAGCAACACCAGCUCCUACGAGGGCAGCGAGCGGGACGAUCCCGCCCGCGCCGACUUCGGCCCCUCGCUGGGGCUGCUGCGCCCCACGGCCGAGGCCGAGGGCGAGAGCCCCUCCGUCAAGCGCCUGCGCCUCGACGCCUGGGUAACGUAACCGGCCCCCCCCUCGGCCCGGGGGGCGGCCGCGGGGAGAGCCCGGGGCUGGGGGGGCGGGAGGCUGGGGAGGGGGGGGUCGUGGGGAACUGCCUGAGAAAUAGCUUUAGGGGGUUGCGGGCGGCGCGGGGGGAGCCGGGAUGCUCCGGGGCGCCCCGGAGACCCCCCCGUCCUCGCCGGAAAAGCAGCCCCGGAGAUGCUCGGCCCUGGCGGGGGGGUCCGCGGCGCUCGGUGCGACCCGGGGGGUCCCGAAGGAGCCGGGACGUUUGCCGGUGCCGGUACCGGGGUCCUCUCCUCCCGGCGUGCCGGCGGUUCCCGCACCCCCCGGCCCCGGCUCCAGCGGGAAGCGGCGGCAGAGACGCGGUUUUGCAAAGGGUUCGUCCCGGCGAGACCCCCCCGCGUCCCGGCGGCCCCGUGGGUGCCUGGCGCUGGGCGUCGGGUCCCGCGGUCCCUGCCCCGCGGCCGCUGCGGCCGGCCGGCUGCUCUAUUUGCACUGGUGAGCUGAAAAAUGGGGGAAAAAAUACGGCUAGAAUCCGUCCAUUUGCUACCAAACAAAAUUUAUAGAGAAACCUGAAAUCUCACGCCAUGCACAGCUCAUUCCCACUCCGCAAGUGAUAAAGCUUUAAAUUAGAAGGAUAGGAAUAAGUUGCGAAUCUGUGUUGAAGAGUGCAAUCGAAAUAACGACCUUGAAAUUUUGUGGGAAGGUUUCUAGGCCCUGGGCGACACGGGGAGCUGUUCGGGAGACUUUUAGGUGGUUCAGAGGAAGGAAAAAGGGCCCAAGGGAAAGGGAGACGCUCCCGUCCCUCGCCGGGUGCUCGGUCGGGUUCCUCGCGCCAGCGCGGCCGGGCCGGGCAUCGGCGACGGAGCGGAGCAGGGAUGGCUUUGCAUCCCCGUCGCGCCGGGAUACGGCCCCGGUUGCCCCCCAAAAUCCCCGCAAUGAGCUCGGCAGGGCUUCGGGCUGCCGGAUCCAGGAGCGCGGCGCAGGCGGGGUCUGCAAAUCGCCAUCUCCGCCCGCUCCAGCCUUCGCGGAUGCCGUGAUUUUAAUAUCCCGGACGGAGCUGCGCUAGCGGAUGCUGGGAAAGCUGCCGCCAGGUUUUGGGAGGAUGGGGGGGAAAAAAAUUGCAAUUCCCUAAGCAAUUCCCACUUAAUCCUUGACCCCGCUCGUUUAAGGGAACGCCUGUUAAUUGGAUCCCAAUGUUGUCCCGGAGGCCCGAGCUGGGACGCGCUCUGCGUGCGGGAGGGAAGCGCCCGGAUACCCCGGCCGGCCCUGGCGGCGUUCCUGCCGCCCCGGCCCGCUCGCCUCUCCGUCCGUCCGUCCGUCCGUGCGGGGGGGUUUGCUCAGGAAUCCCGCGGGAAGGGCCGUGGGCUGCUCCGGCUCGCGUGCCGGCUCCCUCGCCCGCCGCUGCCAAAUGACACAAAACCUGCCCGGACGCCCCUUUUCUCCGUGGGGGACGAAGCCCGGAUCCGCUCCCGCGGCUUUCCGCAGGGGCGCGUUGCUCCCGGCUCCCCCCUCCCCCCAUUGCCCCCCUCGCUGCUCCCCGAAAGCGCUGCAAAGAUGCAGCUUUGCGCUCGGCCCGUUGAAACGCUGCGUAAAAAUGUCCUCGGGCGAUGUCAAAUCAGCAGCAAAUCUGGGUUUUUCCAAACUCUCUCUAAGCCUUUUUUCCCCAAGCAGGAGGUUUCUGCAGCGCGCCCCCGCCGCCGUUUCUCAUUGGCAAAAUGAAGGAAAAAAGUGAUGGUUUUUUGCAAUGGGCAGGGAAAAGCUAGAGCGAGCAGUCGGCUGGAGGGAGGAGGUGGAAAACCCUCUGGAAACGGGGUAAAAAUAAGCAAACCGGGGCGGGCAAUGAGCGCCCCUGAGUCUCCGUGCAGGUUUUGUGUGGUUUUGCCAAAAAAAAAAAAAAAGAAAGAAAUUGCCCUCUCCCGCUCCCCUCGGCCCCGAGUCUCGCCCGGGCGACGCCGCGGUCCGCCAGGCAGCUGCUCCGAUCCAGUGGCUGCAGCACCGGCGCACGGAGCUGCCCCCGGCACGGGCGGACCGGGAGCGCGGGAAUCCGCCCCGGCAGUGGCCGCGUCCCGGCCACCCGCAUCCUUUGCACGGCCUCGCUUUGGGAAUCAGGCUGCGUCUCUCCUCGGGGUCACUUUGCUUUUUUCCGUCACCGUCCCGCGGGGGGGAAAGGAAAAACGGGGAAAACGGGCGCAGACGUUCCCUCCCCGCGGGGAGCGGCGGCGGGAGCCCUCGGCAGCGCGGUCCCCGCUCCGGAGGAGCCGCCGAAGAGGAGAGCGAGCCCGCCCGCCCCGAGCAUCCACGCAAACCCGAGGAAAGCAACAAAAAGGAAAGAAAACGCCAUUUUUGCUCAUUAACUCCAUGCCCCGGCCGGCCCGGCCGCCCUCUGCCGGGAAGCGCCGGAUGCGGAGCAGCGGCAGCGCGGGAUGCGGCGGGAUGCGGCGCGGGAACCGGCUCCCGACGGCGGCAGCGGCGAUGUGGGAGCCGGUUCGCUGGGGUCUGCGUUUAUUUUGGGGGGUGGGAUGGGGCUGGGGGUUAUUAUUAUUUUUCCGUCUGGGUCAUUAUUCCUUAUUUCCCCACGGACUGUAGGAUCCAGUAAAACUCCUCCUAAUUUUCAAAAGGCAACGAGAAGAACGACAAUCUUACGCAACCAACACCCUCCUUUUGUGCUUCUAUAAAUAUGUUUCCGAUCUUAUAAUUUUAUUUCUCGUGCUCAUCUGUACUGUUGACAGUUACAAUUGUGUAUAAUUUUUUUUUUAAUUUGGAAUUUUUGCGUUGUAUAGGGUUUAGUUUUAAAAUAUAUAUAUAUAUUUUCCAUUUUUUAAAAAGGGGUGUUGCAAAAAAAAACAUUGCACGAUUUAAAUGACAAUAGUUAAAAUGCUGCAGUUUUUAGAGAUGUGGAAGCAAAAUGGAGCUUAUUUAUUCUCAAAGGCUAUAAAGGUGUAAAAUGCAUGAAGAAAAAAAAACAUUUACAAAAAAAAAAAAAAGACAAAAAAAGUGUAACCUGAACAAAGUGUAGCGUUAAAACUUUUAAACGACGACAACAAAAAAAAAAAAAAAGAAAAAAAACAGCUAAUAUAUUGUGUUUGGGCUAGUUUGCUUUUGUUUUUAAUUGUUCCUUUUUUGGAGAAUGAAAUACAAUUGUGUAUAUUUUCAUAUAAGAAGUAUGCACUGAUAUGUUUCAAAAAUGAUAUAUUACUUUCUAAAAGUGUGGUUACUUACCAAAGUCUGCUUCUGAUCUUUCACCUUCCCGAAAUCCCGGCGGCCCCUGGGGCGGCCGCGAGCCCCGCUGCUGCCGGCGCUUGGGUUUUCCUUGGUUUUUUUGCUCGUUUUUUUGCAAAACGCUGCAGGCUCGAGGCUGGUGGGCGGCGUGGCCCGCGGGAAGCCGUGUUGCCUGCGGGAAGCGGGUCGGGCUGCGCGUCCGCGGCGGCAUUUCCCUGGAUAUUCCCUGGACGGGAUACAAGGUUCGUGGUCUUUUGGGGAGAAAAAGGGCAGAAAGGGUUUCGUAGGGGCCGAGGAGCCGGCUUGGUCCGCGGCGAGCCCGGGAGCAGCUUGGAGAGGAUCCGCUUUCCCCCGGCGAGGGCGCGGGAACGAGGAGCGGAGAUGCGCAGGAGGCCUCAAAAAGAGCCAAAUAGGGGUUUUUAGAAAGGGCGUUCGCAAAAAGCCGCAGCGUUUUUGCAAAAGUGGCGUUUUGCAAAUCUGGCGUUUUGCAAAUGUGGCUGGUGACGGGGCCAAACGCGCAGCUCCGCCGGCUCCCGCACUCGCGGCCCGAGGGCAGAUCGAAGCGUUAAAACCGGAGCUGGUUGGGAAAAAAAAAAACCAAAAAGAAAGAGCAUGAUGAUCUGAAGCAGGGGGUGAGAAGAAAGCGAACGUUAUUUUCCCCUUUUUGGCAUUCCUUCCCCCCGCCGUUAAAAUUCUCAGCUAAGCGGGGGAAAAAACGAUUUGCAAAAAGCCACAUUUUUGCUUGAAAAUUGCCCCCACAUUUUUUUUUUUUUUUUUUUUUUGCAUUGCUCAGCUUUGGCGAAAGAAUUCCUAAAAAAAAAAGAAAGAAAUGUCGGCGGGAAUUGGAAAUCUUUGCACCAGCUCUGGGGAAAAAAAAUGCUGGAUGCUUCCCCGUGGCGUAUCCUGCCCCUCUCCUCCCUCCGAUCCCUCCGGCUUUCGUCGUCUUUCCCAUCUUUACCCCGUUUUCUUUCUUCUUCCCCCUUUUCAUUUCACUUUUCUUUCCUUCGCUGCUGCUUUCUUUUUUUUUUUAACGCCAAAAAUCUCGACCCGUGAAACGAGUGUUAUGGUGUCGCUACCUCCAGCACCCUUCCGCCCGCAGCCAGGAGCCGUGCGGGGGGGCCUGUCCCCCCCUUUCCCAAACCCUUUUCCCUGGAGAUCCCGGCCCCGGCCGCUCCCGCUCCGAGCGUUUUACCUGGCUGCUGCAAUUGUAAAUAGCGAGUUUCCCUCUGUUAGCAACGGUCACAGUGCGGAAAAAACCUGGUUUUUCUUUUUUUUCUCGUAUUGCUAUGAAAUGAGAUUAUAUUUUUGUCAGAGUAGAUUGCAAUAAUAGCGACUUCGAGCAGGGCCGGAGCUGUCCGGCCGUUUCCUGGCUUUUCCCGCGGCUCUUCCCGCGUCUCCCCCUCCCUCCAGGUCCCGGCCGGGGCAGCGAGUUCGGCCUGAGCGACGGGGCCGUUUUCAGCAGGCCCCCAACAACCUCCGGGUGGCAAAAACCGCCGGUUUUUCCCCCAAGAGCGAUGCCUUUUUUAGCAUUUGUUUUCCUUCAUAAAACAGAUGGAUGUUGGGGCGCUCUGGGGCCCUUUGUAAAAUAGAGUCGACCUUUAAAUGAUGCACUAAGGAAAAAAAAAAGACAAUAAAUAUAAGAAAAAAAAAGGAAAAUAGAUAAAUAACCCUCCCCGACUUUUAUAUAUCACGGUUAGUCGAAUGUCCUCCGCGCCGCAGCCCGUCCGUGCUGUCACCGGCAGCUCUUCUCCCCCCCGGAUGCUGCACAGGUAGAAAUAAAGCAACGUGCACUCCCCCCCCCCCCCCCCAAGUAGUUUUAUUUAUUGUUUUGAGAAGCAAUUUAAAAAAAUUUUAAAAAAAGAUAAACUGUGUAUCUAUAAAUAUAUAUAUAUAUUUUUAACCUCUCUUUUCCCCCGAUGCUCCCCCACCCGUGUGCGUGCGUGCGUGUGUGUGCGUGAGCGGCGGGGUCCCGCGCUCGCGGGUCGGGGCAGCCCCUCGCCGGCGGGGGGGAGCCGGGGGGAGCAUCGAUGCCGAGCGCCUCUUCGCCUCCGGCCGCCUCGGGGUCCGGCCCAUCCGAGCCCCCCCCCCGCCCCGGGAAGGGCCUCGCGCCCCGGCCCCGGCCCCUCCUGCCCCCCGACAAUCAGCGGCUCCCUCCCGGGGCUGCAGCACGUCCGAUUCCUUUCUUCAAUAUCCCCCCCCUUUUUUUUUGUGCUGUAUGGUGAUGCGUUAUUGUAUAUUCCACAAUAAGGAAAGGGAAAAAAAAAAGAGAUAAAAAAAUAAUAAUUACCAUGAAAAAUUCUUAUGAGUUUUGUUUGGAAACUCUUUCACUAUAUUUGUUGUAAAGAGGUUUACUAUUAAAAAGGAAAAAAAGUACACGUUUCUGAUAA
Messenger RNA from Dromaius novaehollandiae (emu), 7836 nucleotides. It is a transcript of the gene MEF2D, whose product is annotated as myocyte enhancer factor 2D. The coding region runs from base 677 to 2230 and encodes 517 amino acids. The record is from RefSeq and is a predicted model, not a curated record. NCBI's taxonomy places the organism in Eukaryota, Metazoa, Chordata, Aves, Casuariiformes, Dromaiidae. The transcript is spliced from 13 exons. Gene Ontology annotation, molecular function: histone deacetylase binding; RNA polymerase II cis-regulatory region sequence-specific DNA binding; DNA-binding transcription factor activity, RNA polymerase II-specific. Gene Ontology annotation, biological process: positive regulation of transcription by RNA polymerase II; cell differentiation; heart development.